UCAAGCUGAGCUACAAUAUACCUAUCUAUAUAACCCGUUAGCCCAAGAGUUCCUUCAUAGCGUCGCCUUUGUUUGCUCUCUUUUUUCUUAAAUUUCUCUCUCCUGAGAGAGACAUUGAAACGCCACAAUUCCCAACACAUUUAUAUAUUCCGCGUUUUUCUUUUCUUUAAAAGUCUCCAACUUUCCCAUUAUACGAAACCCGAGAUCCAAUAUUGUUCUUGUGGGUCUCUCAAAAAUCCAAUCUUUUUUAGUUCCUAUAUAAGAUCCCAAAAAAAGGAAAAAAAAAAAAAAAAAAAAAACCCAAUACUGAGCUGCUGAGAUUUUGGGUCUUAUAGUUAUCAGAAGCACCGCCCAAUUGCCAAAGAUGUGUUGUGGAGGCAGGAUAUGCAUGCUGUGCACGUGCCUGAUACUGGUAGUGGUGCUGAUCGGGUUGUUAUUCGGGUUUGGAGUAUUCAAGAAUGGCUUCCACAAGCUCAAAGACACCGUCAAUUACUGCGAUCCAACUGCUCAUGGAUCUUUAUGUGGAAGACCCUUCUUGGGUUUUGCAGCACCUCCUCCAUUCUAAGAAUUUUUUUUUUUCUUUUUAAUUUUUAUGCUCUUUUUUUUUUGAAUAUUUUUUUGUCUUUUUAUUUUAGUUUGUAAAUUUUUAUUUUGGAAUUCAUGGGUACUUGAACUAUUUAGGAAUCUGGGUUGUUCUUGGGAUGUCAUGUUGAUUUUUUUAUAAGUAUUUCCUGGGUUUAUUAUUAUUAUUAUUAUUAUUAUUAUUAUUUUUGUAGUUGUUGAUAAUGGUUAAAUAAUUUUUAAUGUUUUGAUGCUUUC
Ziziphus jujuba (common jujube) is the source of this 819-nucleotide messenger RNA. RefSeq lists its product as uncharacterized. The coding region runs from base 365 to 565 and encodes 66 amino acids. The record is from RefSeq and is a predicted model, not a curated record. NCBI's taxonomy places the organism in Eukaryota, Viridiplantae, Streptophyta, Magnoliopsida, Rosales, Rhamnaceae. The transcript has a single exon.